Molecule: messenger RNA, 643 nt
Organism: Caenorhabditis elegans
Lineage: Eukaryota; Metazoa; Nematoda; Chromadorea; Rhabditida; Rhabditidae
Gene: T23G11.1
Exons: 2
Coding region: 85-591 (168 amino acids)
Source: RefSeq, marked reviewed
ACAAAUUCAAACAGAAUCACUUCUCGUCUUUCGCUCAGUCUCAACAACUCGAAAGGUUUUCAAGCAACGCCUAUCGAAUCAAGAAUGGCAACUUCCGUCGACAGCCGUACUGCGCAGUCAGAGACCAACACUGCCGUCAUCCCACCGAUGAGCGAUUCCGAGCUAAACACUGCUAUCAAUUCGACUCUCAGAUCUCGUGGAAAAGCGUCUACUCGUACUGCAUUGAGCACUGCAACCGCUGUUGAAAAUGGACCAAGUUAUGAAAAAAUGAUUUCGGCGUUCACUUCAGUCGCUGUAUCCUACUUCGUCUUGGCUAUUUCGUUUUACAUUGAAACAACUGUCAGCUUGUUCCACCUCGCUUAUUUCUCGUACAGAAAUCCGGCAGUUUCGAAGGAUCUCAUCAAAACUGCAUUCCAUCUUUUGAAGACUUCCUACGACAACAAAUUGCUGACAUUUGCCGAAAUCAUCGAGACUACACAAAACAGUAUGAUCAAGCCAAUGGCUCAUCAGAAUAAACAACACUUUUUGGAGGAAAACCAGCGUACCGCACAGUUGCAGACGAUGAAAACAUCAACUGCUUUUUCGCGUUAAGAAGAAAGAGAACCGGACAUUGAAAUUCAGAAUGAAUAAAGAUUUAUUCUAC